UUCUGUACUAGCGUGCACGCACAAGAUGUUCGGUCCAUGCGGCUUCAAAUUUGGCCCACCUCGCGCGCUGGCGAGGUUGGUUGGUGAGAAAAAUAAAUGUGUGGUUGCUGGGCCCGCUCGGCGACAGCAGCGUCGACCAUUAAGCGGCGCAUGUUCGUGUUUGGGCCCCAGAAAGUGGACGGCACCGCGCGGGGCGGGGGGCGGCAGCGCCGCUUCCCGCCAUGGACGGCAUGGAGUUCUUCUUCGAGGAAUCUGCAGCAGGAUCUGGCUGGCUCUCGUUUGCCUGAGCAGGUUCGUGCCGCGGUUGGACAGCAGAGUUUGCUUAAGGGAUCUCGUUGCCGGUGAGCAACUGACUGAAGGCGGCACAAGUGGAACAGAGGAUGCGAGGAGGCUUUGAUUUCUUCUCUACCGAUGGAUUAUGAAGGGGGCGAAGGAGCUGGUAUGGGGGGUGCGCGUCGUAUGAUCUUGGCAACGAAGGGUGGGCGAUUCCUGCGAGAUAGGCGGUGCAAAUAUAGUCCCUGAUGCCGCGGACCAGGAUCCAGACGAAGAUGGCGUGGGAGUGUCGAGUGCAAACCAAUCUUCUUGGACCAGGAGGGUCAAAGUUGGUGUGUCACAGCCAAAAACUAUCUUAACAGAUCAAGCUCGCGCGAUGGAAAUUGCAAUAGGCGAUGUCAUGCCGCGGACUGCACAUCGGUGGUGCAAAUGGCACGUGCUGAAGAAGGCAAAAGAGAGCCUUGGGGCACUGAAAGGGAAGUGAAUUCAAGCCAGAAUUCAGCAAGCUAGUCCACCACAUAGUUAGUAUUGAUGAAUUUGAGAAGGGUUGGGCAUGCAUGAUUGAAAAAUAUGGCCUCCAGACCAAUGCAUUCCUAACCCAGCUUUAUGAAGUGAGGGGGAAGUGGGUGAAGUCAUACUUCAUGGGUGUGUUCUGUGCAAAGAUGACAAGUAUGCAGCGAAGCGAGAGCGCAAACCACCUUCUGAAAGGGUAUGUACCACCAGGCUGCCCCAUGCAUUUGUUCAUCCGGCAAUAUGAGAAGAUGCAAUUUGACGACAACUCAGAAGAAAGUUACCAGGAGAAAAGGACAAAACUAGUUGUCACUUGUGGGGGGAUUGUCCUGAAGCAAAAUAUCCCAGUCGAGGUACAUGCAUCGCAGGUUUACACCAGAACAAUGUUUGAGAAAUUUGGUGAAGCAUUGUAUGUGUGUGGGUCGUAUGAUCUAGUAGAAGUCAAGCCCCAAUUGGAGUACAUUGCUAGGCACAUAAAAUUCCAGUCAAGGGAAAAGUGGUGCAAGAAUGAGUUUGUCAUCUCCGUGAGUGAGACAAUCGAUGAGUUCAGGUGCGAGUGUGGAACAUUUGAGCACUAUGGAAUGGUUUGCAGUCAUGCGCUUAAGGUCAUGAUACACCUAAAACUGCAUGAGCUCCCUCCGAAACAUGUGCUCAAGCGAUGGACUAGAGAUGCAAGAGAUAUACUACUGCCGGAGUAUUUGCGCUACCAGAAGGACCAUGGGCCCCUGAAGUAUUCUUCUCGUCGACUGUCUAUAAGUCUAUGAGGAGUUUGGUAUUUACAGAGAAAGUCGACCCCUAAAAAUGAGGUUC
Messenger RNA from Triticum aestivum (bread wheat), 1593 nucleotides. RefSeq names its product protein FAR-RED IMPAIRED RESPONSE 1. The record is from RefSeq and is a predicted model, not a curated record. The transcript is spliced from 7 exons. Gene Ontology annotation, molecular function: zinc ion binding. Gene Ontology annotation, biological process: regulation of DNA-templated transcription. The coding region runs from base 831 to 1547 and encodes 238 amino acids. NCBI's taxonomy places the organism in Eukaryota, Viridiplantae, Streptophyta, Magnoliopsida, Poales, Poaceae.